AUGAAUCGUAUGCCCCCCCCGGAAGGGCAUCAUGCGCACGCGGGUCCGCAUCCAGCAUACGAGCCAUCAUGGCGCCCUUCAUACCCCCCGACGUUCGAUAACCACCCCUCCGACUCCCGCCGCUCCUCCGCAACCUCCCAGACACCCCUACCACCGCAGCCGCCAGGAUACCCCGUGAUGCCCAACCGUGAACUGCCACAGUUAACAUCGGAAGGCCCAUAUGGUCGUCCGAAUGGUCAUGGUCAUGGCCUGCCCCUGCACGCGCCCGUGCAUUCCCCGCAGGACCCAAUUCCCCCUCACCCAAACUUCCACCAGCCGAUGAAUGGCGCGCCGCACGAGGGCUCACCUGAUUAUCGCGCUCGUAUGGGCUACCCACCCCCGGAUCAGAUCAACAGCGCCGAACAUACCCCCGUAUCAGGCGCCCUACCUCCUGCUUCACAGUUCAUGACGCCCGGUGCUCAAAUGACGAGUGCUACGCCGCCUGCCGGGUAUGAUCAGGCAUUUUACCCAAAUCCGACGUUUGGUGCACGUCAGCGUAAGGCGAACAGAGCUACGCAGGCUUGUGAUCAAUGCCGAGCUAGGAAAGCAAAGUGCGAUGAGGGACGUCCGAAUUGCAGCCACUGCAAAGAGAACAAUCUUGGCUGUGUCUACAAGGAGGUGCCGCCACACAAACAAGAAAAGACUACCCAACUGGUAUUGGAUCGGCUGUCCCAGAUAGAAAGCCGCAUGGAGGAGCGUGAGAACCGCAGGGAGGAGCGUGACAACCGCAUGGACGAGCGUUUCGAAAAAAUGCAAAAGCAACUGCAAGAGCAAAUGCUGCUCAACAAGCCGGGUAAACAGCCACUUCAGACUAUCCAAGAACGUCCUGCCCUCCCACCGCCACCACCACCGGUCAUCAAGCAGGAUCCGCCUCUCAAAACGGAGAUGCCCCCGACCCAGGCCUCAACUCCAAAUGUUUUGGAUCCCGGGAGUCAGGAUGUAGGCACUUCAAAAUUUGGCCAGCCGGUUGGAGCCAUGGACCCGAUGCUCGAGGAGCAGAAGGAGGCCGAGGGAGAGCUCUCUAUCCCAGUGGAGCACACCACUGCGGCUCACAAGCUAUUGAUGUGGCCGUCCAUCAAGAGGCUGCUCCACCCCGCGUUGUAUGACGAGGAUUAUGUGAUGCGAUUGGAAGAAGAGCGCGGUCUGAUCAGUAUAUACGGCCAAGGCGAGAUCUCAUUCACUGCCGAUGACAGUGAAUUACCAAUGGGCUCCAAGGAUACCCGACCCGGCGGUGCGCGACCUGAUGGGGAUGGUGCAGGGCCAGAUGCUGACGUCGACAUCGACGAAUUUGGCCACAUGAAGCUGGAUGCUACGACUGCAAAGCGCUACUAUGAUAGCUACAUCGCGCACAUGUUUAAGCUUCACCCAUUUCUUAUGGAGGGCGAACUCAAUCUCAAAGUCGAUAGCUUCAUCCGAUGCUAUUGCCCACCCAGCACAUCACCGAGUUCAGCUUCCAAUUACACACGAUUAGUUCGCGAUGCUCCGCCGCCAGCCAAAAGGAGGCGAUCAAACGAAAACUUGGGUGCGCGGGGCGAGUUCAUGGAGACAAUCUCAAACCCGGUGCGGCCACGAGUCGGUAAAAAUAUUGACAAUGCCUUGGUCAUGCUGUGCAUGGCCAUCGGAGCUAUUUGCGAAGCUGGUGCUCCUCUCCCUGGUCCUAUCAUGGACAAGAAUAUCGACUACCUCCGCCAGUCCAUUCCUGCUCCGCUACUACCAUUUGUUCCCUCGCCAACUGUAAAUGGGACAUAUGUCACCAAUGGUGUGCUCUCCCCUGCAAACUCUGACUCGGCGGCCAUGCCAGUGUCGCUUACGCAUUCACUGUAUGGUAUGCCGAUGCAGGCUAAUAACCAAUCUUUUCCAUCUGCUCCAACGGAAAGACUGCCAGGCCUGUCAAGAAGAGAUGUGACAAACACGAACGAUACACAAGGGAACAAAAAGAACUACCAGGCCAUCCCUGGCCUGACUCUCUAUGGAUACGCGACCGCAAUAUUGGGUCACCUGCAGGGUGGCAACGAGCUAGAACAUGUCCAGUCCGGGCUGCUUGCCGGACUUUAUGCCGGCCAGUUGGCCCAUCCUUUCCAGAGUCACAGUUGGAUUUCUCAGGCCUCAAGGGCUUGCCAGGUGCUUGUGAGAACCAAGCGAUAUGAGCGACUCGAAGAGGGGCCUUUACAGGACUUGUACAACUUCGCGUACUGGACUUGUCUGCAAUUGGAGAGUGAUCUUCUCGCGGAGCUGGACAUUCCAGCGAGUGGGAUCUCCCGCUCCGAGGGUCGGAUGGCUAUUCCGAAAGGAAAAUGGACAAUCGUUCUACCAAACGAUCUCAACGCACCCCAAACGAUGAUGAUGCUGUUCUAUUCUGCACAAAUUCAUCUACGCAAAGUUCUAAAUCGAGUCCAUACAGACUUAUACAAGGUCGAAAAGCAAGGCCAGACGCGAUGGUCAUCCACCGUUCAAGAAGCUCUGAGCCUGAAUCUCGACCUCUGGCGUAAAAGCCUACCACAAAGCAUGCAGUGGGAGGAAAACGACCCGCCAGCAAACGAAAUCAACGCCGCUCGCAUGCGUGCCAAGUACUACGGUGCCCGGUAUAUUAUCCACCGACCUCUUCUCUACCACGCACUACACUACGGCCACACAGGUGCCCGCGUCGGUCCAGUCGGCCAGUCUUUAGUGGACUCGCCUACCUCGCAACAAUUGUCGCCCUCAAUGCUACACAGCGCUGCUCGAGCUCCGAACAUGGCGCGUAUGUCUAGUGACAUGGGCUCUAUGCCGGCCGCAGUCUCCACUGACUGGCAGCCCCCUAAAGUCCGUUUACACGAGCUGCCGAAGAAGCUGAAAGCUGCCUGCGACAUCUGCGUUAAAUCGGCUAUCAAGAGCACAGAGGCGUUUGACGGUGUAGGCGGACAUCGGUUGGUCGUUACCAACAUCUUCGGCACUGCCCAUGCGCAAUUCGGCAAUAUGCUCGUCCUCUCUGCCACUUUUAUGUCAAGUCUAAAGGAGCUUGUCGAGGCAGAUCAACUCGAGCGCCUCCUCACACGCACAAUAGGCUUCCUCAUCCAAAGCGAAAACAUAUCCCCCACCCUCCGUGCCGAUGCUCGCAUUCUCACUGAGAUCCACCGGAAGAUCUUCGGUCGUCUUCCUGACAUGGGGCAAGCCACCAGCAUGAGCAGUCAUACUCCGAGCAUGAGCAGCCAUACCACCAGCAUGAGCUUCCCUUAA
Molecule: messenger RNA, 3255 nt
Organism: Penicillium concentricum
Lineage: Eukaryota; Fungi; Ascomycota; Eurotiomycetes; Eurotiales; Aspergillaceae
Gene: clcA
Product: putative C6 finger domain protein
Exons: 3
Coding region: 1-3255 (1084 amino acids)
Biological process (GO): regulation of DNA-templated transcription
Molecular function (GO): zinc ion binding; DNA-binding transcription factor activity, RNA polymerase II-specific
Source: RefSeq, a predicted model, not a curated record